AUGCCAACUGUCGUGAUGCCUUCGUUGAUUUCAAGUUUGUCUUUACCAAUUCCGACGGCAUUGGAGGUGUUCUCACCGACACCUUUGCUCUUCAUUCUUCUGCUGAUCAUGGGCCUGGCUGUUGGUGCCUACUUUUGGAUGCAACGCCGUGAGAGGAUUAUCCAAGCUUAUGCACAGGAAGAAGCGCGGAUGCGAAGUAGUAUCCCAGAGAUGCAGGCUCGCAUUGACCAAGAGGUGGACCUUGAAGUGGCUGCAGCCAGUGGCGCGACAGGUUCCAGUUUCGCGGCCACUGCGGCUGCCUUGCCUCGUGCUUCUGAAGCGGCCUUGAACGAGCCACCGCCUGCGCCCAGAAUCUCCUUGCCUGGCUGUGGACCUGUUCCUGGACUCCCGACUUCUGGCGGCUCCCGCGCCAGUUUCGCCGCCUCUGCGGCACGGAGGUCGGUGCUUUCCCAUGGUUCCAGCGAGUACACCCUAGGAGAUGAUCGCCCAAGCGUGAUGUCACGGCCCUCAAGGACGGAACAGCCGAGUUAUCAGGCAGCUGGGAACCCAGCUAGCGAGCCAAAGAGGGCAUCGACGCAGCGGCAAUCAAUGGCAGCUUUAGCAGAGUCGCGCAAGUCUUUGGUGGAGGUGAUGAAAAUGUAUGGACCAGAGGAGGAGAAGGUGGAGGUCAAAGUAAGCCGAACAAGCCUCAGCGGAUGGUACGCAGAGGAGAAGAAGGAGAGUGACGAAGCAGAGCGAAAGUCUCUCUCCACAUGGUAUGGCGACGGGGCAUCCCAGUCCGCGGCACCGGAUCCAUCGAAGGUGGUUAGUCUCGAGCAGGGCAAAGAAGGUGACGUGAGUGUCCCUUCAACCGUGGCACGUGACCUCACCUCCGAUUGA
Molecule: messenger RNA, 879 nt
Organism: Durusdinium trenchii
Lineage: Eukaryota; Dinophyceae; Suessiales; Symbiodiniaceae
Source: the annotation of a GenBank genome assembly